Molecule: messenger RNA, 1109 nt
Organism: Populus euphratica (Euphrates poplar)
Lineage: Eukaryota; Viridiplantae; Streptophyta; Magnoliopsida; Malpighiales; Salicaceae
Product: exosome complex component MTR3-like
Exons: 7
Coding region: 47-826 (259 amino acids)
Biological process (GO): rRNA catabolic process; poly(A)-dependent snoRNA 3'-end processing; U4 snRNA 3'-end processing
Cellular component (GO): cytoplasmic exosome (RNase complex); nuclear exosome (RNase complex); nucleolus
Molecular function (GO): RNA binding
Source: RefSeq, a predicted model, not a curated record
CAAAGCAAAAUAAGCUAAACCUCCCUUUCUUUCUUUCUCUCACCCAAUGACCUCCAAAGGUGGUGCAGCGCCAAGCACUUACACUCCCGCUCCCCCUCCCACCUACAAAGCCCAACGUCCUCCAUUCUUCACUGACUCUGACGCCGACUGGACACGUUCCGAUGGCCGUGGUUUCCACCAGUGCCGAUCUGCCUUUUUCCGGACUGGUGCUGUCAACUCUGCUGCAGGAUCUGCUUAUGCUGAGUUUGGAAAUACAAAGGUCAUUGUUUCUGUGUUUGGGCCCAGAGAGAGUAAGAAAGCAAUGAUGUAUAGUGACAAGGGCAGGCUUAAUUGCAAUGUUAGCUAUACCACUUUCGCCACCACUGUUCAUGGACAGGGAUCAGACAACAAAGAGUUUUCCACCAUGCUUCAUAAGGCAUUGGAAGGGGCUGUAAUGCUGGAAACUUUUCCCAAAACAACUGUAGAUGUGUUUGCAUUGGUGUUAGAAUCUGGUGGCAGUGAUCUUCCUGUUGUAAUAUCUUGUGCAAGCCUUGCCUUGGCAGAUGCUGGGAUUAUGAUGUAUGACCUUGUUGCUGGAGUUUCUGUGUCUUGUCUCGGCAGAAACCUCAUCAUUGAUCCAAUUUUGGAAGAGGAAAGUUUUCAAGACGGAAGCCUGAUGAUCACUUGCAUGCCUUCUCAUUACGAGGUCACGCAGCUUACCAUUACAGGGGAAUGGUCAACUGCAAAUCUGAAUGAGGCAAUGCAGCUUUGCUUGGAUGCUUGCUCAAAGCUGGCAAAGAUAAUGAGGUCCUGUUUGGAAGAGGCUGCUUCAGCUUCCAAAGAUUAGAAAGAACCUCCUUGUAGUGAUUUUGCUAGCAUAAUACAGAUCACCUUUUAGCUGUUUUUACCCUCUCUUCCUUUCCCUCUAUAAACAAUAAAUAAUUUCUACAAUUUUGUGAGAACUUUCAAUUUUCCUUGUCAAUGCUCACGUGUCUCUGCAUUUUUCCUUCUUUUCGCAGCUACCAGUAUAUUUCUCUAGCCAGCUUCUUACACUACAAAGCAGACUGCAGAGUGAUGUUGGGUUCCUCUAUGAUAUUCUUUGUUUAUUGAUGGAUUUAUUGCUUUCAGUC